AUGUGUAAAGUGUGGCUUGAUAUGCUGAAAGAAGCCGUUUAUGAUGCAGAGGUCAUCUUGGACGAGAUUGCUACCGAAGUUUUGGUACAGAAGCAAGAUGCUAUGGAUGAUGCAGAUGACAUCUUGAAAGAGAAUGCUACUAAAGAGAAUACACAUAAGCUAAAGGCUAAAGUUGGAGCCAGUGUAAGUAAGGUACGUAAUCUCAUCUCUACUUGUUUUGUUAACAAUAUUGUAAAAGGAGAGUCUACUUGUUUUGUUAACAAUGUAAACAAAGAGAUAGAGAAGCUAGUUGACAGACUCGAAGCUUUAGUAAAACAUAAGGAGAAUAUAGGUCUAAAAGAAGUUAAUGAAGGGAAUUCAUCAGAAAGAUUGGCCACGACUUCUGUCAUCGAUGAAUCUCGUUCUUUUGCUUGGCAUGAUGAUAAGGAUGCAAUAAUUUACAUUCUGCUCUCAAAUGGUGCAAAUGGCGAUGAGAUGGGUGUGAUUGCCAUAGUCGGCAUGGGGGGGAUUGGCAAAAUUACCACUGCUCAGCUUGUUUACAAUGACAACAUGGUGAAUGAGCAUUUUGACCUUAAAGUAUGGGUUUGUGUUUCAGAUCCAUUUAAUGUAUCCACGGUAAUGAAAAUAAUUAGAGAGACAGUAGACUCGUCUGCUAAUGUUGGUAGUAAGAAUUUAAAUCAGCUUCAAAAUGAACUCAUGGGGAAGUUGACUGGAAAGAAAUUCCUUCGUGUUCUAGACGAUGUUUGGGAGAAGAAUAAUGCCAAAUGGGAGGUCUUAAGUAAUGCUCUUAAAUCUGGGGCACAAGAAAAGUGUGAAGCAAUUGGAAGACAAAUACUAGAAAAGUGCAAAGGCCUACCUUUAGCAAUCAAGGCUAUUGGGACUGUUUUGCGGUCUAAAUCAGGUGUUGAUGAAUGGGAUAGGGUAUUGAGAAGUGAAUUAUGGGAUUUGCUAAAGACUGGCAUCCUUCCUGCUCUCAGAUUAAGUUAUAAACAUCUUUUGCCAAAGCUAAAGCGAUGUUUUGCGUACUGCUCCAUAUUUCCAAAUGAUUAUGCUUUCAAAAAAGACAAAUUAGUCUUAUUAUGGAUGGCGGAAGGUUUCUUGCAGCAAUACAAAAAUAAAACAAUGGAAGAAGUUGGUGAUGAUUACUUCCUUGCUCUUGUAUCAAGAUCAUUAUUCCAAAAAUCCUAUGACAAUAAAUAUAUAAUGCAUGAUCUUGUUAGUGAUUUGGCAACAUUUAUAUCUAAACAAUUCACUGUAAGCCUUGCAGAUGAUUGUCCUACUGAAAUUGUAAGCAACACUCGCCAUUUAUCUUUUCAUAAGAACUUUGCACGCUUUUAA
Messenger RNA from Corylus avellana, 1338 nucleotides. RefSeq names its product putative disease resistance RPP13-like protein 1. The record is from RefSeq and is a predicted model, not a curated record. Lineage: Eukaryota; Viridiplantae; Streptophyta; Magnoliopsida; Fagales; Betulaceae.